CCGGAAGUGCCGGUCGCGCUCUGCGCGUUGUCCCCCGGAGGCCGCCGUCCCUGGAGCUCGCGCUGCGGCCGUUAAACGUUCGCUUAGCGGCGCGCGAACGGUCUCCUCGGCAACCGCCCCCAGCCCCGCCAUGGACAGGUUCCGCGAGCGGAAGGAGCAGCGCCUGCGGCCCGGCAGCGACCGGAGCCGGGCAGGGGGGGUGGACCCGGAGAUCGGGGCCCUCCUGGACACACUCAACCGGUCGGAGCGCUUCAGCACCACCAGCUCGUGUUCAGGCCGGGUGCUGCUGCUGCUGGCGGGCUCUGAUCAAACUGAAGCACAAAAACAGAAUUGCUUGUGGUUAUUUGUGACUCAUCAGAAAUGUCAGAAAGAAGAUGUG
Rhincodon typus (whale shark) is the source of this 379-nucleotide messenger RNA. Its product is annotated as tRNA wybutosine-synthesizing protein 3 homolog. The record is from RefSeq and is a predicted model, not a curated record. NCBI's taxonomy places the organism in Eukaryota, Metazoa, Chordata, Chondrichthyes, Orectolobiformes, Rhincodontidae. The transcript is spliced from 2 exons. The annotation marks the transcript as partial.